AUGCGGGCGGCCGGAGCCGCCUGCGGGCACGGCCGGGACGAGGCCGAGCGCUGCCUGGGCCCCGGGGGGCGGCUGGCGGCCGCCGUGUGCCUGGGCGCCGUGGGCAGCCUGGGCUUCUGCAGCAACCUGCUGGUGCUGCUGCUCUUCUGGCGCUUCCCGGCGCUGCGCUCCCCCAUCAACCUGCUGCUGCUCAACAUGGCCCUCAGCGACCUGCUGGGCUGCGCGCUGGGCACCCCGCUCGGGCUGGCCGCGGGCAGCAGCAGCAGCAACAACAACAACACCAGCACCGCUCCCGGGGCCGCCUGCGCCUGGCACGGCUUCGCCACCGCGCUCUGCGGCAUCAUCUCCCUCAUCUCCCUGGCCGUUCUCUCGUACGAGCGCUGCUGCACCAUGACGAGGACAGCAGAGCCUGACACCACCAACUACAGGAAAGCUUGGGCAGCCAUCAUCCUGUCCUGGACAUACUCCCUGCUCUGGACUGUGCCCCCACUGCUUGGCUGGAGCAGCUAUGGGCCAGAAGGAGCAGGGAUAACCUGCUCUGUGAACUGGCAUUCCAGGGAUGCCAACAACGCCUCCUACAUCAUCUGUCUUUUCAUCUUUUGCCUCGUGAUCCCGUUUGCCAUCAUUGUCUAUUCCUAUGGGAAGCUGCUCUGUGCUGUCAGACAGGUGAGCAGCUUGUCCCGGGGGCCGGGCCGGGGCCGGGAGCAGCGCGUGCUGCUCAUGGUGAUGGUGAUGGUGCUGUGCUUCCUCCUCUGCUGGCUGCCCUACGCAGCUGUGGCGCUGCUGGCCACCUUUGGGCAGCCUGGCCUCAUCAGCCCUGCAGCCAGCAUCGUCCCAGCCAUCCUUGCCAAGAGCAGCACUGUCUACAACCCCAUCAUCUACGUGUUUCUGAACAAACAGUUUUACAGGUGCUUUGUGGAGCUCCUGAGGUGCAACAAAUCCCCCCAGAGCUCCUUGCCCAGGCUGAAAAAGCAGCAACAAACCCCAGGUUCUGCAGAGCUUCUGCCAAAGCCCAGCCAAGCCCAAAAGAGAGAUCCAGAGUGUGGUGCUGUAGGAGGGCUCCAAGAAACAAGCUGCAUGUGA
Molecule: messenger RNA, 1083 nt
Organism: Camarhynchus parvulus
Lineage: Eukaryota; Metazoa; Chordata; Aves; Passeriformes; Thraupidae
Product: pinopsin-like
Biological process (GO): G protein-coupled receptor signaling pathway
Cellular component (GO): membrane; photoreceptor outer segment
Molecular function (GO): G protein-coupled receptor activity
Source: RefSeq, a predicted model, not a curated record